Molecule: messenger RNA, 1712 nt
Organism: Paramacrobiotus metropolitanus
Lineage: Eukaryota; Metazoa; Tardigrada; Eutardigrada; Parachela; Macrobiotidae
Exons: 3
Coding region: 1-1197 (398 amino acids)
Biological process (GO): protein phosphorylation
Cellular component (GO): cytoplasm
Molecular function (GO): protein serine/threonine kinase activity; ATP binding
Source: RefSeq, a predicted model, not a curated record
AUGCAGCACGUCAAGCAGUUUGAUGUUGGCAAUCGCGGUACAGUGUGGCUCGUCAAAGGGGAUAAUGUGGAUAACGAGACAGAUACUUCAAAAAACACUCGCUACGUGCUCAAAGAGAUCCCUUUCCAAGGAGACGACGUGGCCAAGAAUCUGGCGAACUUGUUACAUGAAAGCAGACCCGAAGGAUCAACGUUUCACAAACUGACUGUCGACAUCCUCCGCGGUACGCUUAUUCACGCUAAACGGAUUUUCCACGGAGACAUAAAAUCCGAAAACAUCUUCAUCGAUGUGGACGCCGAUGGGGAACUGCAGGCCAAAAUCGGUGACCUCGAUGAUUUCAUCCGCGUAGCCGAGAGUACCACCAAUAAGACCAACCCAAACGCGGCACAACUGGUAGGCACCGUUCGCUAUUUGUCCCCGGAGCGGCUGCGAGGCGACACUAAUGUGCCGGUGAGCGUAAAGAGAAACGCCAAUAUUAGGAGUGUGGGCUGCACUUUCCUGGAUUUAGUGACAUACCAGUGCGUGUACUUCGUUAAACCCAAAGGAGAACAUCUGAAGGUGAAAAAGUACUGCAAGAACGAUAGCGAGACUGGGGAUGCCUUGAAGAAGUUGGCUGAAUUGCGGCAUUUUCUGGAGAACGGCGGGCGGCCGUGGGUACCACCUAGUCUGCAGCCGGAAUUACGGGCAUUUAUUGCACGCUGUCUGGCAGAAAAUCGAGCACAGCGACCAACCGCAAAAGAGUUACUAGACGACCCAUGGAUCCACUGCGAUCCAGCGAUUCGAUAUAUAGAUGGAGUGCCUUACGAGCCGCAUAUCAUCCGACUGAAACACUCCAAUCUACUACCCCGUCAAGUGGACGGGGAGUACGAUAUGAAGAACGUGGAAUGGAAUCUGCCAUGGAGUAACAAUGCCCACUGCGCCAUCCGCUUUCUAGCGCACUUCGGAGCGCCCCAUUUUCGGAUAGCCGAUGCGGAAGAGCUGGUUUACGCGUGUCCGCGCGCCCUGACGCCGGGCCAGCCGAUUGAGAAGAAAUAUCGCGAUUUAAUUCUGGAGGGUCUGGAGACGAGUGAACUACUGGUCGAACAGCCUCUCCUCGCCGCUAUGGUCCGCCACAUGCUCAACGACGACCGAAUGCCGGCCAAGUUCACGGCCCGUCUGCAGCCAGUGGGUGCGCCGUUCCCCGAUAUGGGGGCCUGAAUGAACACGAUGGAAGUGGAGCACGAGUACGCCGUCAAGGUGGCCGCCACCUGGGCGGAUAUCAAACCGAAAUGGACGCUGGCCGACCGGUGAUGGUGAUGAUGUACGCGGGGUCCAUCGGGAUGCGCAUGCCCGUCUUGGAUACCUUUCGAGGCAUCAACGGCGUCCCGGACCAUAUUCCAACGUUUUCGGUCACAAUUAUUAUUAACGGGUACUAUAUAUAGUGACACGGAUGCCAAUCGCAUACUGAUUUGUACAGGUUCGUCGCCCAGCCUGUCGAAGAUGUUGUGAUUAAUGUGCAAAUUUGAACUAGCCAAACCUAUUUGGCCUAAUUUUAGUUUUUAAUUCCUUUCCGUUACGAAUGAAUGCUAUAGUUAAUGGGGUAACAUCUGUUGUACAUCUCUUAACGAAUUACCCUUCCUACCGAGGCUGGUUCCGGCAAAACUGGCUGCGGUAAAGAUUUGAAGGUAAUCUUGAGAAUAAUAGCAGUUCUAAUUGCUUAGAAGAUUUAUUAA